Rubroshorea leprosula is the source of this 1504-nucleotide messenger RNA. Lineage: Eukaryota; Viridiplantae; Streptophyta; Magnoliopsida; Malvales; Dipterocarpaceae. The record is from the annotation of a GenBank genome assembly.
GAUAGAAGAUACAAGCAAUAUUACCAUCAGAUGAAAAUUGUGGUGUCAUCUUUUGACAUGGUAGCAGGGCAUGGCGCAGCUAAACCAUACACAGCACUUGCUCUCCAAACAAUAUCCCAGCAUUUCCGCAGUUUACAUGAUGCAAUAAAUGGUCAAAUUCAGGUGACUCAGAGAAACCUGGGGGAGCAAGAAACUUCAUCAAACAGUCAAGGAGGAGCAAUACCUCGUCUCCGCUAUGUGGACCAUCAGAUCAGACAACAGAGGGCUCUUCAGCAACUUGGCGUGAUGCGAAAUGCUUGGAGGCCUCAACGAGGGCUUCCUGAGAGCUCAGUUUCAAUACUCCGUGCCUGGCUGUUUGAGCAUUUCCUCCACCCCUACCCAAAGGAUUCAGAGAAAAUUAUGCUAGCAAAGCAGACCGGCCUGACCAGAAAUCAGGUUGCAAACUGGUUCAUUAAUGCAAGGGUACGUCUUUGGAAGCCCAUGAUUGAGGAGAUGUACAAAGAAGAGUUUGGCAAGAUGGAGGCAAACUCAAAAUCUUCUCCAGAAAAUGCUGCAAAAGCACCCAUAGAGAAUUCUUCAGCAUCUGAGGAUGGGGGAGAAGAUUUGCAGGAGACUAUGACAUCCAAAGCUGUUGAUACUGAUAGUGUCCAACCAGGACAAAUCCAACAAUUCAAGUCAGACAACAUUUUGGAUGGAGAAUUGAGCAGGCCUGUGGAAAGAUCAGUGUACCAAAAUAGUGCUCAUGGACUUCCUGGCUUGAGUGCUGGGGUAAUAAAAUUCUCCGUUGACCAAAGGCCUAACAUGGAAGGCAGUAACCUUUAUGCAGGUACAAUUAUCCCACCCAGCCAGAGUGGUAACGUCAGCCUUAUUGCUGGUGAUGCCAUGUAUGAUUUGCCAGAGCUGAAUGAUUUCGGGGUCAGCAACCAGGUGUCACUUGCACUGGGAUUACGGCAUCAUGACAACAAUGUCUUCUCCGUGUCUGGGGAGACCAGUGCAAGAGGCAACAACAGGGCGCCUUCUUCCAUGGGGUCUGAUACAGUGGAUUUUCAUUGCAUGGAUCCCGGAAAUCAACAGGAAAGGUUUGCCAAUCCCCAUGUUUUACAUGAUUUUGUCGUGUAAGAAUGUCUACCAUUAACUAUAUGGAUCAGAAAAACCUACUUUGUUAGGUAAAGGCUCGCAUGGAUGUCAAAUCCAAAAUGAAACUGCAUCCUUAAAGGACGCCAGUUCAGUGUCAUUACUUCUCUUUGCCUGUUGUUUGAAGAAAGCCAUUUAAGAACACCAUGAAAGUAGAAUAUAGGUUGGGAUUUAUAUGCUUUCCAUUUGUAACAUACAAAUAGAUUGGUGGAAUAAUAGGUCUUCUUUGUAAAGACAUGUUGUAAAAUUGUAGCUUUUGUGUUGUGGUGAAUAAGAACCCUUGUACUGUUAUACAAAUCUAAAAUGUAACAUUGAUAUAUAUUGUUUUGAAAAUAUUAUGAGAAGGCAAGAAUAACAAUAUCUCAAGAUU